AUGCUGCACCAAAGAGCUGACGGCACAUUUCUGAUAAGGGAUUCGACGAAUUUUCCAGGAGAUUACACACUAUCAAUGGCUUAUAGGGGAAAGGUGGAACAUUAUCGGAUCUAUCAAAGCGGGGGACAAAUCACAUGUGAUAACGAGGAAUUCUUUGCGAACCUCACCCAAUUAGUCUCACACUAUAAGCGCGAUGCUGACGGGUUAUGUCAUCGUCUCGUAACUCCAAUAAUAUGCGAGAGCUAUCGAAUUCCCUCGAGCAGUGACACUAUUGAAGAUCGUACAAGUGCUUUUCUCAAAGCUGGUCUUGUUAUACCAUCCGGUGAUAUCCGUCUCGGUGACAUUAUUGGCCACGGCGAAUUUGGAGAUGUUUUGGUGGGAUUCUACAAAGACAAGAAAGUAGCAGUCAAAGUUUCGAAGAGACAUGGCAAUGGAAUGUUAGAUUCGUUGUUGGAUGAAUCACGGUUUAUGGUGUGA
Messenger RNA from Cooperia oncophora, 477 nucleotides. Lineage: Eukaryota; Metazoa; Nematoda; Chromadorea; Rhabditida; Trichostrongylidae. The record is from the annotation of a GenBank genome assembly.